UGGUAGAGGAAAAAUAAUAAAAAUGAUGUUGCUCAAAAAUUGUUUUUUGAGGAUAAUCAAGGAUUUUCAACAGAAGAAAUUAAUGCCUCUUAAACUCAUAUUUUUUGUCCAAAGUUCAACUCUAUUUAUACUGUAUCCCUAUCUUACUAUACACAUGAGAGAAUUAGGAAUUAACGUAGAAGAAACUGCUAUUAUGAGUGCGAUUAUUCCAGUUGUGGGAAUAAUAAUGCCUCCGGUAUCAGGAAUGAUAGCUGAUCGAAUCGGAAAUUUUAAGAUCCUCCUCUCGCUAUUCUCAGCUCUUGGUGGUACCGCGGCACUCCUGCUGCUUCUUGUCCCAGUCGGUCGUGUGAAUAUCCAAUUCCCGGACAACGUCAUCCUCGGGGUGAGUUGUGACAGCUCCGGCAACUCCGUGUAUACCAUGAGCCAGAGCCAUCCUUGCGACACCAUCCCGAGCCCCAAUAUCAAUGCUACUUUGCAGAGUUGCGGCUAUGCGUGCCCAGUAAACUUGCUAAACGAAACUGAAUUUAAGUCCAUUUUAACGUCUCAAAAUUAUAAAUUUAACGUUUAUAAUCCGAAGACAUCAAAAAACGUAACGUAUAAUUACACAAUCGCGGAAAGCGACAUGCCGGAGAUAUUUAAACGUCAAAUGGAUGCCAGGGAGGCUCGAAAAUUGAAAAAUUUAGAAUUUUACAAUUCUGCCAUACGGCGAUUUACAAAAAAUGUUCUAUUCUUUCCAGUACGUAAUGCACAACUUUCUGAACUAGAUUGUAAUGUAGUAAAUACAAAAAACAACGAAAAUUUAAUGGUCUGUGGAUACGAGUCACUCUUAUUAAAGGUUAAGCAACGUGUAAUCAGUUUUAAAGCUGCAUUGACGGCGAUGAAAAUGUCGGACGCGGAUGUAGCGGAGAAUCGGCUCAGGUACCUGGAGCACAAUGUCAAAUGGCCGGAUCUAGGCAAUAAAUCUACGAGGUGCGCUACACGGGAGCACGAUUCCGAGUUAGUGAGCGUUGAGGUCGAGCUCAGGAACGAGACAACCGAGGAACCCUACGACGUUUUCAGAACCGAAGGCUGCAGCAGAACCUGCAUACUAACGACACUUAGGAAAGAUAUAUGCACCAACAACAAGAUGCAGGUCGAGUACAACGUAAAGCUGACUUUUUGGUCUUAUCUCGUUGUUCGAGUAUUUAUCGGGAUGAUCGGAGGAACGGCGUUCGCCAUGUUUGAGGGUGCGGUCAUCGCGAUACUUCGUGAGCAUAAGGCUGAUUAUGGUUUGCAGAGAAUUUAUGGAAGUAUUGGCGGAAUGAUAUCUUCGCCUCUUUCCGGUAUGUUGAUCGACUAUGCAAGUAACCUACAAGGAUACCCGGAUUUUAGACCAGCAUUUUAUCUGUAUGCCGCUCUGAAGAUAUUCUCAAGUGUUCUCAUGCUGUGGAUAGAUUUGGAAUUCAAAGCACCAGCUUCGAAUGUUUUUAGCGAUGUCGUCUCGGUAUUGAAAAAUGUUGAAAUAGCCGCACUAUUGGCCGCCUGCUUCGUUUUAGGAACAGCAUGGGGGUACAUUGAAUCGUUUCUGUUUUGGCUUCUCGAGGAUUUGGGUGCGUCAAGAUCUCUUAUGGGCAUUACGAUAACAGUCGGUGGUAUAGCUGGAAUUCCAUUAUUGGUUUUAUCUGGACCAAUUAUAAAUAAAAUAGGACAUGCUAAUGUCAUAUUUAUCGGUUUUAUCUUCUAUGCUAUUCGACUUUUGGGAUAUUCGUUAAUUUACAAUCCUUGGCUCUGUUUAAUUUUCGAAGCAUUAGAAUCUGUGACAUCUUCUUUAAGUUUUACUGCAGCUGUCACUUAUGCCGCGAAACUUUCUACUACGACUACAGAUAGUUCUAUUCAGGGAUUAUUAGGCGGACUUUAUUAUGGAGUCGGCAAAGGAUCGGGAAGCCUAAUUGGUGGAUAUUUAAUGAAAGCCUUUGGUACUCGACCAACAUAUCAAAUUUUUGCCGUGAUGUCUCUCGUUACUGGUUUGAUCUAUCUACUCUUCAACAUUACGUAUUUAAUGAAGCAGCCACAGGUAGAGGGCAACGACAUUGUGAAAAAAACACCGAAAACAAAGACUCAGCCAAGUAUUGCAAUCAGCGCAACUCAGAAUCUGGAAGAGAGUAAAGCACGAAAGGAAAAGAUCGCCCUGGAGACUCAACAAGAACCUUACAUCGUCGACGAUAUAGAGGCCAUUAACAAUGCCAAAAAUCUGGAUAUCAUUGAGAGCGCCCAGACCGAUAACUCCAUCGAAGCUGAUCAUAAGAAGGAUUUGGAGAAAAGUAACAAAGAUAACAAAAGCGGCGUAAGACAGAGACAUACGCAACAGAAUGGUUUGGUGAAUCCUGCCUUUGAAGCGGAUUUUCAUCAAGGAUGCACAAUCACAGUAGAGGAAGAGCCAAAAUGUAAGAAGUGAUAUUUCGGCCUAUUCCAUA
Molecule: messenger RNA, 2453 nt
Organism: Ceratosolen solmsi marchali
Lineage: Eukaryota; Metazoa; Arthropoda; Insecta; Hymenoptera; Agaonidae
Exons: 11
Coding region: 23-2434 (803 amino acids)
Cellular component (GO): membrane
Molecular function (GO): transmembrane transporter activity
Source: RefSeq, a predicted model, not a curated record